Messenger RNA from Cylicocyclus nassatus, 4445 nucleotides. The record is from the annotation of a GenBank genome assembly. Lineage: Eukaryota; Metazoa; Nematoda; Chromadorea; Rhabditida; Strongylidae.
AUGUCGCUAUCAAAAAGCGGUGGAGAUGCGCAAUUGCUUGUUCUUGACAUAUGUGAGAAGGUGAUUACUCUCGAGAUUUCACCGCAAGAUGCUUUCGCCAAGCUUGAAGAGUUGAAGACAACUUUUUCGCUUCUGCCAUCUCUCCUUCUUGAUGUACUCGUAUCCGUCGAAGGUGAUGCACAAAACAGUGAAAUCAAAGAAGCUGUACCAAAAUUUGCUGAAUUCGUUGGUCUGGUGGCAGAUAAGAUUGUUCCUGCCGAUAUUCUGAAGAUCGAACUGGAUGUGUUAGAGGCAUCUCUGCCAACAAAUAAACAACAGCUUGUACGUUUGAAAACAAGGCUUUACUACAAGCAAGCCAAGUUCAAUUUACUGCGUGAAGAAAGCGAAGGAUAUGCGAAGCUAAUAACAGAGUUGAUGGAUGGUGGAGGAGGUAUUCCAGCCAAGACCAUGAUGACAAGGGUGCUGUGUCUGAUUGGUCAAUUCAAUCUUGACCCGAAUCGGGUAACAGACAUCGCUCUGGAGUGUUUCGAGUGUUGCGCUUCUCAGAAGCAAUUCUACAUUGCUCUUCUGAAAGAAAUCAAAGCCAACAAGGACUAUCUAUGUACUCUUCUUGGUUUCAAGUACACGUUUUAUCAUGCCGCAGGAAAGGAGACACCCUUUUCUUUGUAUGUUGUGACAUCGUCUUUAAUUCAAGAGGACAUGAUCGAUUUGAUGAAAAUAACGGGCUUUAUGGUACCGAAAGCAGAAGGAAUCAAAGAAACGCAUCGCGCUCGCGCAGCAAAGGCUGGAGAAAGGGCUAGGAAGGCGGAAACAAUUCUUGCGUCGAACAUCCCGUUAGAAGUUUCUCGUAAUUCCAAUGUCGACGCUAUGGACACUGGUCAGUCCAUUGUUGGAGUCUCUUUUGCCACAGUGGCUGCAAUUCAAGAAGCCGACGAUGCUAAACUUGCUGCUGAACUUAACGAGGAAGCCGUGCUUUCAACAAAUCAGAAACUCGGACUGGUUUGCGCUCUUAUCGAGGACGGUGCGUGGCCGCUGGCAAAGAUACUCAUCGACAGAUUGCCCGAAUACUAUGCAGUACAAGCAAGCGUACGCGUCAGCAAUGCCAUAUCGGAUCUUAUUGGGCAGGUUAUAGAAAAGUUCUACAUAGAAAAAUGUUCCAAUAAGCUGGAAGAUUUGAACCUCAAUACAAAACGUGAUCCUUCUAAAAUGUCGUCAUUAGAUCCAGUCCGUUCAUGGUCUGACCUUGCGUCUCUUACUUCCAUUUUGUGGUACGUGGGGCCUCGAUUGGCCUAUCGACCCCUUAUUAUGACCAAACUUGUGCGACUGAUCGUCGCUUUCUAUCGUGAACAACUGAAAGGACCAGAUGGAGCACCAGCAGAUUCACCAGUAGCUCGAACUAUGAUGGAUAUCGUGGACGAAGUAAUAGUGCCUGGAUUAUCGCUCUCUGAUUUCAACACUGGGCUGUCCGAAGAGAUAUGGACGCUGCUACAAUUCUUUCCUUAUACGCUACGCUAUCGACUAUAUGGACAUUGGAAGUAUGGCAAUACGAUUCGUCAUCCUGAAGUAAACAUUAUGCGAGGAAAAGUUCUCGGUAGAACAAAAUAUGUGCUAAAGCGACUAUCAAAGGAGACAGUACGAGUGAUGGGUCGACAGUUGGGAAAAUUGUGUCACAUUCAUCCGAUAACGGUUUUUGACUACUUACUCAGUCAGGUGCAAACAUUUGACAAUCUUAUACAACCGGUAGUGGAAAGCUUGAAGUUUCUCACUAACCUGGAGUUUGAUAUUUUGACAUUUUGUAUAAUCGAACAGUUGGCAAGUCCCGAUAAGCAGCAACUGAAAGCUUCAGAUGGGAAACUCAGCCCAUGGCUGCAAGCUCUUGCAACAUUGGUUGGUGCGAUUUACAAAAAGUACAAUGUGGAAUUGUCUGGAAUGUUGAAUUAUGUCAUGAACCAGCUCAAAAAUGAAAAAAGCUUUGACUUGCUUGUGCUACGUGAAGUCAUCCAGAACAUGGCUUGCAUCGAAGGUGUGGCUGGAGCAACUCCUGACCAGCUUGAGGCACUUGGUGGCGGAGAGCUGCUCAGACAAGAGGCUGGAAGUUUCACUACUACAAGAAACAAGCGCGCAUCUGCACGUCUACGUGAUGCUAUCAUGAGUGGCGACACUGCUGUAGCCCUGUGCAUUUUGAUAGCUCAGCAAAGAGAAUGUGUAGUGUACCAUGAUAGUUCCCGCUUGCCUUUGAAGUUGAUUGGAGAAAUGGUCGAUCAGUGUCGGGAUACGCUCCUUCAACUUGGCACCUUUCUUCUGUCCAACUUUCGGCAAGACGACUAUGCCCAAAGGAUGCCUUCUGCACAUUCUCUCGUCAUGGACUAUCAUCUCCGCAUCGACGCCGCAAUGUACCUUACCCGGCCUACGUAUUUGCCGAAGAUACACAAUGCAUAUGAUUCUGCAAAGCGCGCAAUGAAAACAGAUAACGACACUAAAAAAAUGGAUGCACAACAAAAGUUUAUAUUCUUCAAAUCCGCAUUUGAUGAUGUAAUCUCAAAACUGAUCAAAGAACUCGAGCCUUGUAUAUCCAAGCAUGCUUGCCGAGACAUUCCCAUCAGGCUCUUCGUUGUUUUCUGGAUAUUGUCCUCUUACGAUAUUGAAGUUCCCACUGCAGCAUAUGAAAGAGCUAUCGAGAACAUUCACAAGCAGAUAAAGGAUGUGGGUGAUUCGGCAGUGAUGAGUAAGUCCAAACGACAAAAGGAAGAGGAUCGGUUACGUAGUCUAGAGAGCAAGCUCAGAGAUGAAGAAAAGCGUCAAGCCGAACAUGUUGCGCGGAUACGAGCAUGGUUCCAAAGUGUCAAGGAUGAUUUGUUUGAGGCUGGACGUGGACAACAAACAAGUGCCUUCAUACAAACAUGCAUUUUACCUCGAGUGCUUUUCUCAGAAUCUGAUGCGAUCUAUUCUGCAAAGCUCAUCAUAAUUUUACAUCAACAAAGGAUUACUCUGUUCCAGUCUUUAGUGUUUAUCGAUAAGCUUUUUAUUGAUGUAUUGCCGUUAAUUUGUGCAUUGACCGAGAAUGAAGCAAACUCUAUGGGGACAUUCUUGCAAAUUUUGCUCAGCCAUGCGCAACGCUGGCAUUCGGAUAAUGCAAUAUUUGAGAAGGAGUGUGAAGGGUUUCCUGGCUUGGUUUCCAAGACGCGACAAGAUAAGACCACAGAAAGCGUUAACUACGAAAGUUUUCGACGGCUUUGUUUCAAGUGGCAGAUGCGAUUACACACUGCAUUCAACUCUGUGCUGUCGGUGGAGAAUAAUGAGUAUGUACAAGUCAGGAAUUGUUUGGUGGUCAUGACAAAGUUGGCCCCUUGCUUCCCUCUUCUGAAAGAUCUUGUCGAGAGCAUAGAAAAAAUGGUUGAAAGGCUCCGUGAUCACGAAAAGGGCAAGCGAGAUGAACUGUCACUCAAAGCUGCAAGCUAUCUUGUACGCCUGAAAAUGCGAAAUGUCACUGUCUACGAAGGAUUGCAAUUCCAUCGUCCAAUCGUAAAGCAUACAAAAGUAAGUCCGAAUCUCGACCGAAAAAGGCUUGCCACGGCAGGCGCCGUUGCUGAUGCGAAGAAGAAAAUCCGAGCAGAAAAGCCAAAAGUGGUAGAGAAGAAGGAACAAGAGCUGAAAACUCCGGAAAAGAAGGAGGUCCCGAAGGUUGAGAGAAAGGAGAAGAAGGAGGAAGUACUACCAACAAAGGAAGCAAAGAAGGAGGUGCCCGAACGAGAGGAGGGUGAAGUUCCACCAAGUCCACCUCAUAAAAAGAUUCGUGUACAGUCCGUGGAGAAAGCGGCGAAUGGUGUAACAAGAGAUCGCAAAGAAGCAGUUCCUGCCAAAGAGGUGAAAGAGGAGAAGAAAGAUCAUAAAGAAACAAAGGAAAGGAGAGAAGACGAAAGAAGAGAAACGAGAGCUAAGGAGAAACGGGAUCCAACACCAUCAAGGAAAGAGGAUGUACCCAAAGAUGUAACAUCACCCAAACGAAGGGAUCGAGGACUUGACGACGAAGAAGUUGGACCUGCGCUCCCACCAUCGAUGAGAGAAGAACGAACAGAUGAUCGAAAGCGUGACCAAAAGACGCACAAGCGAUCGGCUAGAGACGAAGAGCAGAAUGGGCAUUCCAAGGUCCCACGAAAAGAUCGUGAACAAAUCGAGUCAAGACUAACCCGACCGGUAUCCCGUGAGCGUAGAGUCCCAUCACCAAUUCGAGAAAAAGACAGGCGGGAAGACAAGAAGGACAGGAGAAAAGAUAGUAAACCUUUGCGGAAGUAGUGUAGUAUAUGUAUAGUCAUCGACAUAGGAUUCAAGCAUCAGGCUCCACUCCCACCUGUGUUACCUCGAAACCUGUUAUUAUCUGUUUGUUACGUGUUGUGUAUCUACAGAAUCUAAUGAAAUAUAAUGGAUCUCUUCGUGUAAUGAAUGCC